This is a messenger RNA of Pelagomonas calceolata, 873 nucleotides long. The record is from the annotation of a GenBank genome assembly. Lineage: Eukaryota; Pelagophyceae; Pelagomonadales; Pelagomonadaceae.
AUGUCGCACGGCCGCGCCCAGCCGCGUCAUCGACGGCGCAAGAGCGAUUUCUUCGGCUCGCCCGCAAAGCAGACCAGCGCAGCGCCACCGGUGGCAGUACCAGAGGCUGCCGAUGAUGAGUGGGUCCGGUGCCACGACGCGGCGACGGGCGCAAGCUACUACGCGAACCGCCGCUCCUUCGAGGUAAGCUGGACGCCACCAACGGCAGCAGUUUCGCCGCCGCCGCCGGCCGCCGCCGAGGCGUCGGUGGCCGCCCCGCCGCCGGCACGGGCGCGGCGCGGCGCCGACGCGGCCUGGAUCGGCCGCGGCGGCGCCGCGCUGGCCAAGGCUACGCACGAGGCCCCGACGCCCGUCGUCGCGCCGCCAUCGCCGCCGGCUCCCGAGCCGCCGUCACCGCCGACGCCAGAGCCGCCGCCGCCGCCGGAGCCCGACGACGAGCCGUCCUACGAGGAGUUCGUCGUCGUCGACGAGCGCACCGACAGCGGCACCGAGGAGGGCAGCGGCGCGUCCUACGAGGAGUUCGAGGAGCUGGAGGAAGUUGUGGUCGUGGCGCCGGAGCCCCGCGCCCCGCUGACGCCCGAGGCUGCGACGCCGGAGCCUGCCGCCGAGGCUCCGGCUGCGCCGGCCGAGCCGACGCCCGAGCCCUCGCCCUCGCCGCCGGAGCCCGCGCCCACAACACACGCGGCGCCGCCCGCGAGGAGGAAGACGGCGCAGGAGCUCCUCGCCGCGCUGGCGGAGGUCUCGGAGCGGCUGGCGCCAUACGCCGCGGCGUUUGCGCCCGCGCCGCGGAAGCACGCGCUCCUCGACGUGCGCGGCGCGCCGACGCGGCGCGGCCGCGCGCUCCUCGCGGCGGCGCGGCGGUGCCGUGCAUGA